CAGUGCUCUAUUAGUCGACGCCAUAGGGUUUUUGCAUAUAGAUUAUAUUUAUCCAUCGUCGGGUCUUCAUCGUUUUUAUAUUUUACACUUAAUAUGUCUCUUCGGGCCAGCGAGGAUGCACCACACGGCGGGCAUGAGACUGACCCGGCCCCGGCUCCACAUGCAACAUGGAAAUCGACGUGGAAUAAUAACAAGGGACUGAUCUUUAUCAUUCUUGCUCAAGCUAUUGCAUCAUCUAUGGAUGCGAUAGUUCGCUUCCUUCAGCAGGGCGAGCAUAAGAUGCACCCUUUCCAGAUCAUCUUCGCGCGAAUGGGCAUGACGUUCGUUCUAAGCUCGCUGUACAUGUGGUGGACGAAGGUGCCAGAUUUCCCACUUGGGAGGGCUGAUGUCCGAGGCUGGCUUGUCGUCCGCGCGCUGUUUGGUUUUUUUGGAUUGUUCUGUUUGUACUAUUCCGUGCACUAUCUGCCCCUCGCUGAAGCAACCGUCUUCCGCUUCCUCGUUCCCAUCGUCACUGCAUGGGCCUGCUCCAUCUUCCUCGGCGAGAUCUUCAGUAGCCGCGACCUUCUUGCUGGCGUAGUGGCUCUGGUCGGGGUCAUCUUCAUCGCCCACCCCUCCAGCCUCUUUGGGCCCGCCGCCAAUGAUAACAUUCCCCGCCCCAGCGACAUCGAUCACGUCUCCCCCGCUCAGCGCCUCCUCGCCAUCACCGCCUCCCUUCUUGGUGUUCUCGGCGCCUCAGGGGCUUACACCAUGAUCCGCGUCAUCGGCACUCGCGCCCAUGCCCUGAUAUCCGUCAAUUACUUUGCCGUCCUCGGCACGUUUGGUUCUGCCGCCGCUCUCCUUGCCGUGCCAGGGAUGUCCUUUACGAUGCCACGCGGGACUCGCGAAUGGGUCCUCAUGGUGCUGCUGGGUGUGCUUGGCUUCGCCCUACAGUUCUUGUUGACCGCGGGGCUGCAGCUCGAUCGCAGCAGUAAGGCGACGAGUAUGUUGUAUACGCAAGUGCUGUUUGCGUUAUCUUUCGACUUUGCGAUCUGGGGCGUCUUGCCGGGCGGGUGGAGCUUGUUCGGUGGGGCGAUCGUGAUUGCGAGUACUCUGUGGUCCGCACUGUCGAAGCCGACUAAGCAUGCGGCAACACCGGCGAAAACAGUGGUGGUCGAUGAGGAGAGCGCACUCCUUGGGGCCCAGCGAGGAGAAGAUGCAGAUCAGACACCACAGAGGAAAGCAAGUGUCAGUGCCUGAGAACGGACUUGAUGCGAAAGAUAUUUGAAAGACUGUGUAGAGUGGAAUCUCGGAGUAUCAGGGAGCUUGGGCUAUUGUUGUCUCGGCGCGUUCCGUGUUUUGAUUUUGAUUCGUUAUGAUACCAUGGAGAGCAUCACGUGAUAAAGGCAUAUGGCCCACGCCUCAUGAGCAUGGAGGAGAGAGGGUUUUAAGUUUACAGAUUAGAGAUGAGUAUUAAAUAGAGGAUUUAAUGUGUUUAUCAUAGCAACACUGUCGACCAGC
Molecule: messenger RNA, 1497 nt
Organism: Pseudogymnoascus verrucosus
Lineage: Eukaryota; Fungi; Ascomycota; Leotiomycetes; Thelebolales; Thelebolaceae
Exons: 3
Coding region: 94-1236 (380 amino acids)
Cellular component (GO): membrane
Source: RefSeq, a predicted model, not a curated record